AAAAACUUAAUUUAUAUUCAAUUUUUAAGUACCUAGGUACUAACUACGUAUAUCCAGCAAAAUGAGACUUGCGUUCGUAAUUUGUAUUUUAUGUUACACUAGUGAUGUUGUUCGAAGUGACAAUUAUGCCAAAGACAAUAAUGAUGUUGAAAAGCUGUUCGAAUUUGUUUGGGAAGCUCUAGAAGCAAUAGCAAAGUUUGUGCCAUUACAUCCCGACACGGAUUUAAACAUUUCUCAGUUGCUAAAUAAAUAUGGUUACCCAUUUGAAGAACAUAAUGUUACAACCGAGGAUGGUCAUAUUCUAACAAUGCAUCGUAUAGCACACGGAAGAAAUGAAACGAUCACUGAAAAAAAGAGACCUGUUGUAUUUAUGAAACAUUGUGUAGCAUGCUCCUCUAUGAUUUUUCUUUAUUCGGGACCAGAGAAUUCGUUGGCGAUGCUUUUGGCUGAUCAAGGAUACGAUGUGUGGCUAUGUAAUACAAGAGGAAAUAUCUACACAUCGCAUACCACAUUGGAUCCAAAUAAAGACAGCGAUUAUUGGGAUUUUAGUUUUCACGAGAAAGGUUACUACGAUAUACCAGCUAGUGUCGAUUAUAUGUUGAAAUAUACUAAAGUAGAUAAUUUCACCUUCCUUGGCUUCUCUCAAGGCACGACUGAAGGCUUAGUAUUCACUACUAUGAGACCCGAGUAUGUAGAAAAGAUAAACUUAAUGGCAUUACUCAGUCCCGUAGCUUAUAUGGGAAAUUCAAGUGGACUUAUUCCAAGACUCCUGUCAGAAAAUCAAGAACUAAUCGAGUUGACUUUUGGUCUACUGGGCAUUCAUUCUGUCCCAUUUACCCCCUUAAUUCCACUAUUAGGAAAAGUCUUCUGUAAUGAUGCCAGUUCUGUACAAGAUGUAUGUCCACUUAUUAUGGAUUUCAUCGUAGGGUUUGAUCUACCUCAAGUAAACAAGACACUACUAACCGUAUUUUUAGCAAGUAGUCCUGAUGGAAUAUCCAUAAAAGAAUUAUAUCAUUUUGGACAAGAAAUAAGAUCAGGUUAUUUUAGGCAGUACGAUUAUGGGGUCGGCAAUCUAAUUCGAUAUGGAAGCCUCGAACCACCAUCCUAUAAUGUGUCGAAGAUCACUUGCCCUGUUGCCGCCUAUUAUGGAAAGAAUGACUUUUUUGUCGCGACCAAAGAUGUGGAACAUUUAUUUCAACAGCUACCCAACGUUGUUGUAUCACAUUUAUUAGAGUAUGAGGCUUUUAAUCAUCUGGAUUUCGUUACUGCCAUCGAUGUAAAAGCAAUGGUUUACGAUAUGUUGUUCGAGACAAUUAAGAAAUUCAAUCCUCCCAACAAAAGUUGAAAUAAGUCACUGUACUUUAUAACGAAAAAAUAAAGAUUAUAUUUUUUUAAAACAAA
Messenger RNA from Sitophilus oryzae (rice weevil), 1401 nucleotides. Its product is annotated as lipase 3-like. Gene Ontology annotation, biological process: lipid metabolic process. The transcript is spliced from 8 exons. Bases 62 to 1345 code for a protein of 427 amino acids. The record is from RefSeq and is a predicted model, not a curated record. Lineage: Eukaryota; Metazoa; Arthropoda; Insecta; Coleoptera; Curculionidae. Gene Ontology annotation, molecular function: hydrolase activity, acting on ester bonds.